Molecule: messenger RNA, 1468 nt
Organism: Saccostrea echinata
Lineage: Eukaryota; Metazoa; Mollusca; Bivalvia; Ostreida; Ostreidae
Product: ubiquitin domain-containing protein UBFD1-like
Exons: 8
Coding region: 45-908 (287 amino acids)
Molecular function (GO): cadherin binding; RNA binding
Source: RefSeq, a predicted model, not a curated record
GAACUCUUCUAACGCGAAGAUAGAUAAGGUCUGAGAAACGAAAAAUGGAAACAGAAGUGAUCAAAACAGAGGAGAAAUCCAAUUCUGAGGAAGUUAAACAAGACUCAAUACAACAAUCAGAUCCAGGGGGAGACGGAAAUAAGGAAAAAAAUUCAAAUAUUGAGGAAAACCACAGUAGUACAAACUCAGAUUCCACAAAACUCGGUGAUCAGGAUCCCGUAGAAACUGUAGACUUUAAAAUUGUGUACAAUAAACAAAAGUAUGAUGUAACAUUUCCAACCAAUGACACUAUUGCUAAGUUAAAGGCUCAUAUACAAACACUGACAGGAGUUCCAUCAGCAAUGCAGAAAAUUAUGUAUAAAGGUCUUGCAAAAGAUGAAUCCACACUGAAAGAAUUAAAAGUAACUAAAGGUGCCAAGAUAAUGGUUGUAGGAUCUACGUUAAAUGAUGUCUUGUCUGUCAGUAAACCCUCCCCCAAAGAACUCCAAGAGACCAGUAAAUCUGCAGCUGUCACAAAGGAGCCUCUGUCCCAACAGAAGGAACAUAAAAGAGUGCUAGAUAAGUACGGUAAACCAGAUGAUGUUCCUGUUGGUAUCCGGAAUUUAAAGGAACCAUUACCCCACACACCUAUUUCAGGAAUGUACAACAAGUCAGGUGGCAAGGUGCGGCUGACCUUCAAACUAGAGGUAGACCAGUUAUGGCUUGGAACAAAAGAAAGAACUGAAAAAAUACCAAUGAAUUCCAUUAAAGCUGUAGUCAGUGAACCUAUAAAAGAUCAUGAGGAAUAUCAUAUGCUGGGUAUACAGCUAGGACCCACGGAGGCCUCACGUUACUGGAUAUACUGGGUACCGGCGCAGUAUGUGGAUGCAAUCAAAGACACAAUCCUUGGAAAGUGGCAAUAUUUCUGACCCUCGUUCAGUCACUUGGCAUUGGGUCUUGUGCUUUCCUUCCAAACAGCUCAAAUGUGCAUGAUUAUUAAAAUGAAAUAUAGAAUCUAUUUACCAGGUUUUUUUGUGAAUCUGCAAAUGCAAUGAAAUUGCAUAAAAUGUUUUAAUUGCUUGAAGAUUUCUGGAUUCCUGGCUUUCUUUUUCACACAGACUUGACCAGAUAACAGUCUCAUUUGUUGUGAUAUUAUAGGGUUAUGUUUAUUGGCAUUAGAUGUUAGUGAUUAUUUGUAUGUGGUGGAAGAAUACCUGUUUUACUUCAUCAUGUUAAUUUCACACCUUUGAAAAAAAAAAAUUCAUUCCAAAUGCUUUUUUUUGUAUUUUACAUAAUUCUUAUCUUACAGUGAAAGCUCUUGCCAGAGAACGCUACUACUAUUAAUUAGAACAUUUGUGAUACCAAUGUUUUAAUUUACCAAAGGAAGAUAAGAAAAGUUGAUCUUUAUUUGUACCUUCUGCCUAAUUUAAGUGUACAAGAAUGAUAAUGUAAUUUCAAGAAAAUUCCUGCAUUAAAAUAAGCAAGCCUU